Closterium sp. Naga37s-1 is the source of this 3507-nucleotide messenger RNA. The record is from the annotation of a GenBank genome assembly. NCBI's taxonomy places the organism in Eukaryota, Viridiplantae, Streptophyta, Zygnematophyceae, Desmidiales, Closteriaceae.
AUGUGCUCCGGGGGGCAAUUAAGCAACCGCAUUUCGUGCCUAAGGCAGCAUUUUCUAGACGCGGCGCUGCUGAAUCGCACGCUGGUGUUCCCAUCGCACGGGCCCGGAGUGGACUAUGACUACGAGCGCCUGUUGGAUAUGGAGGCGCCCAGGCGGUGCUUUGGCAACCAGACGUUUCUUACUCUUGACGAAUACGCUGCCAUUCAGGAGGCCAAGGUGGUGGACUAUGACUACGAGCGGCUGUUGGAUAUGGAGGCGCCCAGACGCUGCUUUGGCAACCAGACGUUCCUGACGCUGGAUGAAUACGCUGCCAUUCAGGAAGCAAAGGAGCGGCUGUUGGAUAUGGAGGCGCCCAGGCGGUGCUUUGGCAACCAGACGUUUCUCACUCUCGAUGAAUACGCUGCCAUCCAAGAGGCCAAGGUGGGUACUGUGCUGCUGUGGGAGGGUGUGCAAAGGUUGGGAGCAGUGGGAAGGUGUGCAGAGGUUUUCCGGACAGCAGCAGUGUCCGUAGUGAGUAGCAGGGUGGUGUUCCCAUCACACGGGCCCGGAGUGGACUAUGACUACGAGCGCCUGUUGGAUAUGGAGGCGCCCAGGCGGUGCUUUGUGGACUAUGACUACGAGCGCCUGUUGGAUAUGGAGGCGCCCAGACGCUGCUUUGGCAACCAGACGUUCCUGACGCUGGAUGAAUACGCUGCCAUUCAGGAAGCAAAGGCCAAGGUGGGUACUGUGCUGCUGUGGGAGGGUGUGCAAAGGUUGGGAGCAGUGGGAAGGUGUGCAGAGGUUUUCCGGACAGCAGCAGUGUCCGUAGUGAGUAGCAGGGUGGUGUUCCCAUCACACGGGCCCGGAGUGGACUAUGACUACGAGCGCCUGUUGGAUAUGGAGGCGCCCAGGCGGUGCUUUGGUAACCAGACUUUUCUGACGCUUGAUGAAUACGCCGCCAUUCAAGAGGCCAAGACUUUCCUGACGCUUGAUGAAUACGCCGCUAUCCAAGAGGCCAAGGUUGGUAGAUAUGGGGGAGUGUGCGCCAAGGUAGAGCGGUGGGAAGGCGUGCCAGGUCUGGGAUCGGUUGGACGGGCCGGAGUGGACUAUGUCUACGAGCGCCUGUUGGAUUUGGAGGCGCCCAGUCGCUGCUUUGGCAACCAGACGUUUCUCACUCUUGACGAAUACGCCGCUAUUCAAGAGGCCAAGAACCCCAAGAGGAGAAAGAGCGCACCUGUGAUGGUGGUGGACGUGUUCAUAUGCCACGUGCACCACUAUCAGACGGAGAGAGAGUGCGGUUACAUCCGACAACGGUACCAGCAGCUGCACAUCCACUUUGCUAAAACAGUCAUUCCAGAGAAGCGCACCCCAAGCCCCUGGUUCAAGUACCCCUCCAAAGAGUUCAUCUCCCUCUUUAACUACGAUGAUUCGGUCAUCGCCUUCGGGAACAUGUUCGGCGUGAGCGGGCAGGAUUUACGUUUUCACCAUGCCCGCCCGCUCGUGGUGCUGCCCGGAUGCAAAUACUACAUCAUGCCCUCACCCAUGGUUCGCCAGGCCGCUGCUGGGUUUAUCAACUCCUACAUCGGCAGCAGCACCAGCAGCAGUGAUAACAGCAAUGCAGGUGGUGAUGCUGCUGGUGGGGGUGUUCGGGCUGCUGGUGAUGGUGGUGCUGGUGGAACCGGGGGUGGUGGGUUCAUGGCAUUGCACAUGAGACGAGGCGAUUUCUACCAGCAUUGCGUCAACAUGAAGGGGCAUUCCAAGUUCGCCUGCUACCACCCGAUCCGCCAGCUGGCGGCGUGUGUGGCGCGGCGAUUGGACGAGAACCCGGGGGUGCGGGCGAUUUACCUCUCGACCAAUGGGGAUGAUGAUGAGGUGAGAAUGUUCCGGGAGUUUCUCGCGUUUGAACGGGCGAGACCGCGGAAAUACGUCGUAAAUGGGACGACGGAGGAUGGACGUGUGGGGAGUGUGGUUCGGGUGCGAGGGGGGCGCUCGGGGCUGUUUUCUUCCGAGCCUGUUCCGGUGGUUCGGAUGUCGAUUAAGAGCCUGGAGACGCAGCCUUGGGCCGAGCCUCUGGUGCAGGCUGGGGCGCAUAACGACAGUGUGGUGAUUUCGUAUGUGGAGAAGGCUAUAUCGGAGGGGGAAGGGGAGGCCGCGGGGGAGGCGGUCGGGGGGGCUACGGUGGAAGAGGGGGAAGAGGCGGAGGCGGAAGGGGAAGAGGCGUAUGCAGAUUCUGGCUGGAGGGCAACUGUAGAAAAGGUGAAAGUUGCGACUAUCUACAUACUGAUUCAUCUGGCGGGGGUGGCGGGUUCGGCGGAGGGGGAAGAGGCGGAGGCGGAAGCAGGGGAGGGGGAGCUGGCUGGGGGGGACAGGGGUGGGGUGGAGGCGGAGGUGGCGGAGGCGGGGGAGGGGGCACGGUUUUGGGCAGGCGGAAUGCGGACAGUCAGGGGGAUGGCGGAGGGUUUGGUGGUGAGCGGUGGGGAAGGCAAAGAGCAGGCGGAAGAAGCGGGGAGGGCGUCAGAGCGCGGCUCGGUGACGGGGGAGGCGGAGGGGGAGGGGGAGGCGGAGGUGGGGAGAGGCGCAUUGCGAGGCGGAAGGCGUGCAACUGCUGACGUGGAGAUGAUGACAGAGCUGACGGGGCAUGAGAAGGUGGUGCGGGCCAUAGCUCUACCGGAGAGCUCAUCUCAGCUGUACACAGGCAGUCAGGACGGGACGAUCCGAGUGUGGGACUGCACUUCAGGGCAGUGCGUGAGUGCAGCGAGCAUGGGGGGAGACGUGGGAGCUCUGAUCACCAACUCUGGAUGGCUCUUUGUCGGCCUGCCCAACCUCGUUAAGACAUGGGUGCUGGCGAGUGGAGUGCAGAGUGACUUGCCAGGCCCUACAGGGUCGGUGCACCAGCUGCUGCUGCACAACGGGAUGCUCUUUGCCGCCUGCAGUGACGGCAAGAUCCUGUGUUGGAAGUUCAACCCGGCCUCACAGCAGUUCGAGCCCGUGGCGUCACUGAUGGGCCACACGGCUGCUGUGGUGUGCCUUGAAGCCACUGCCACGCACCUCUUCUCUGGAUCCAUGGAUAAGAGCAUCAGAAUAUGGGAUCUCAGCACGGGAGCAUGUGUGCACAUAGUGCCAGCUCACGAUCAUGUGGUGAUGGCGCUGGUGGCCUGGCAAACUCACCUGCUCUCCUGCUCGCUGGAUGGGACAGUCAAGGUGUGGGCGCCGUCAGCAGCAGGAGGGGGCGCCAUCGACCUGGCGUUCACUCACACAGAUGCGGACGACAAGGGAGGCAGCGGGCAGACCGACAAGGAACCCGACGGAGCGCUGGCCAUGAAAGUGAGCACGGACCUGGCAGGCAACCAGGUGCUCAUGGUGGCGUAUAGCGACAACUCUGUUCGCCUCUACGACCUCCCAUCGUUCACAGAGCGGGGGGCGCUGUUCACGGUGCAGGAGGUGCGGUCGUUGUGUGUGGGACCCAGCGGUCUCAUGUUCACAGGGGACAGUGCAGGGACCGUCAAGGUGUGGCGGUGGACGCAGUGA